Aethina tumida (small hive beetle) is the source of this 4352-nucleotide messenger RNA. RefSeq names its product polypeptide N-acetylgalactosaminyltransferase 5 (gene Pgant5). Bases 540 to 2390 code for a protein of 616 amino acids. NCBI's taxonomy places the organism in Eukaryota, Metazoa, Arthropoda, Insecta, Coleoptera, Nitidulidae. Gene Ontology annotation, cellular component: Golgi apparatus. The record is from RefSeq and is a predicted model, not a curated record. The transcript is spliced from 9 exons.
GAGAUGAUAUCGUGUCCCGUUGUGCAAACGACAUAUUUAGCAAUAAAUUACUAAAUAAGCAUUAAGUAAUGACAAUGAGAUUAAAAUCAUAUACGGAGACUCCAUAAUUGCCCCUUUUAAUUGUUAGGUAGAGAAAUCCGAAGUCGGGAAGGUCGGAUUUUCGGAUCAAACAUGCGUAUUGCAACUUGGAAGUAGUUUUUGACAGAUGUGUUGUCAAAUCCGUGUUGUCAACGCGUAUACGUACGACGUGUAAAAUGUUGGUGCGAAAAUGAAUUUAAUUGUAACAGACGGUCUAAAAAGUGAUUUUGAAUUAAAUACGAUUUAACGAACCAGGUGUCAUGUGGCCUACACUGUUAUGAGUUUUUUCGAUAAUCUGUUUAUUAGUUUGUUUAAUUCGCUCGACGUUCUCGACUGAUCGGACUUUUCGGUCUUGAUUUUCUGGGGUUUGUUGAAUAAACCCGCGCGUAAAUCUGUGAUAAAUCGGCACGCGAGUUAUUGUGAUGUUCAGUGUCUUCAAUUAGAGGGGAAAAAUUCUUACGAUGUUCCACGGAAAAUUAAGAAUACACACUUGCAGGGUGAUCCUGCUAACGUCGCUGGUUUGGUUCCUAGUUGAUGUGGUCAUUUUAUCGUUUUAUUCGGAGUGUUUAGGGGGCGGUUGCAAGAAAAACAUUGACGAAAAUAUUGAAGCUCAAAGACUGAUAUCCAACGACUAUGAUAAUGAGGGAAAAAUUGAACUUGUUGUUUCUAGGAAGGCAGAGGAUAGUCCUAGUCAAGGUUCGCACGGAGGAGUGGCGAAGUCCUACGCGCCCGGCACACUGAAGAGAUGGCGGCCGGCGCCCACGGUCGAGCCGAUGGGCAAGAGGCCGGGCGAAAUGGGCAAAGCCGUCCACAUACCGGCCGAUCGUAACGACGAGAUGAAGGAGCUGUUCAAAUUGAACCAGUUCAAUUUGAUGGCCAGCGACAUGAUCUCCCUCAACAGGUCCUUGACGGAUGUCCGCCUCGCGGGUUGUAAAGACAAGAGGUAUCCGAACUUGCUUCCGACAACAUCAAUAGUGAUCGUUUUCCACAACGAGGCGUGGUCGACGUUGCUUAGAACGGUGUGGAGCGUCAUCAACCGAUCACCAAGACCCUUGCUUAAGGAAAUCAUCCUCGUAGACGAUGCCAGUGAACGAGAUCAUCUUGGUAAAAAACUGGAGGACUAUGUCAAAACCUUGCCGGUCAAGGUGUUCGUUCUGCGGACACACAAACGAUCCGGAUUGAUAAGGGCGCGAUUGCUCGGCGCCAAACACGUAACCGGACAGGUGAUAACGUUCCUGGAUGCUCACUGCGAGUGUACCGAAGGCUGGCUGGAACCCCUACUCGCCAGGAUCGUCGAGAAUAGGAAGACUGUAGUUUGUCCGAUCAUCGACGUCAUUUCCGACGAGACGUUUGAGUACAUUACCGCUUCAGACAUGACCUGGGGCGGCUUCAACUGGAAACUGAACUUUAGAUGGUAUCGGGUACCACAACGGGAAAUGGACAGGAGGAACGGGGACAGAACCGCUCCGUUACGAACGCCAACAAUGGCAGGAGGUUUAUUCUCGAUAGACAAGGACUAUUUCUACGAAUUGGGCUCCUACGAUGAAGGCAUGGACAUUUGGGGCGGCGAAAAUCUUGAAAUGAGUUUUAGGGUGUGGAUGUGCGGCGGUCAGCUGGAAAUUGCGACGUGCUCGCACGUCGGCCACGUGUUCCGCAAGUCGACACCGUAUUCGUUUCCGGGCGGCACCAGUCGUAUCGUCAACCACAACAACCGCCGUCUGGCCGAGGUCUGGCUCGACCAGUGGAAGGACUUCUACUAUAACAUUAACCCAGGUGCACGAAACGUAGAAGUCGGAGAUGUGACAGCAAGAAAGGAAUUGCGAGAGAAGUUGAAAUGCAAGAACUUCAGGUGGUACCUGGAAAAUGUGUAUCCAGAGUCCCAGAUGCCAUUAGAAUAUUAUUAUCUGGGUGACAUUCGCAACAUGGCGACGAGGAACUGUCUGGAUACGAUGGGCCGGAAAUCCGGCGAGAACCUUGGCAUGACUUACUGCCACAAUUUGGGCGGCAAUCAAGUAUUUGCCUACACGAAACGACAACAAAUCAUGUCGGACGACAACUGUCUGGACGCCAGCAACAAGAGGGGACCAGUCAAAUUGGUCCGUUGCCACGGAAUGGGUGGCAACCAGGCCUGGGUCUACGACGAUGUGGAAAAGACAAUAAAACACGUGAACACGGGCAGCUGCCUACAAAAACCCGACGAUCACGAUGUGAACCUGCCGCUGUUGCGGCCGUGCAAUUUCGACGAGGGACAACAAUGGAUCAUGGACAGCGACUUCAAGUGGCAGGCGCGCAACCACCAGAACGACAGAUAGGAGGAGCGUCCGCUGGUGGCGCCUCCUCAUGUGUGAUAAAGGUCACCCGCAGUCGCCCCGCCAAACGAACUUGUAACGCGUGAAUUUUAAGACAAUAGUUAGUUAUGCCCCGUUUAAAACGGACAGUGGGUAAUUGUGUAAAUAAAUUGGUUAGGACUGUGAGCAAUAGAAGGUUGAUUUUUAGAUGAAGGGGUGAGUUUUGGUCCGAGACCAAAAUUAACAACGCAUAAUGUAUAAUUUUCGUAUAUAAUCUGGAACUAACAGGGUAGCUGAUGUUUUUUUUAAUUAUCAAAUUAAGUAAAUUUGAUGUUGAAUCUCUUAUUAUGUUACUCAUAUUUGCAUUUUAGUUUAUAGUCAAUAACCAUGUGCGAUUGUAGAUCUGUUGAUUAAAACUCACCUUUUAAAAUAAUCUAAAAUAUAAAUAAUUAUAUUAAUAAUCCUUAGCGGUUACUAAGGGUCAUUGAUGGACCUAACAUUAUUUUAUUCCAUAUUCCAAAUUAUAUUUAUAUUUAUUUUAAAUAUUCAAAAAAUUUUAUUUUUUUAUUACUUUAUUUAAUAUAACUAGAUUCCACCAAAUUAGUAAGACAUUUAUUCAAUGAAUAGUUCAUUUACAUCAAAAACGGAUAGAAUCCUAAAACAUGACGUGAUUUGUAAAACAUGGAUGUGAUCAUCUUACUUUUUUGGCAAUUUACAAAUAUUAACUUUUAUUUUUACAAAAUAUUUAAUAACAGUCUUGUCAUUCCAAUAUGUGUAUAACUUGCUGAUAUGUACAGUGUCUCACUAUAGGUGAAACUUUUUAAUAAAUCACUUCAUAACUGUUGCUCAAGGAAAUAAUCUUUAAAAUGUAGCGUACAGAUUGUGUGCAAGACAAUCCACGAGAUAAUAUAGCUUAUUGUUCUUUGCCGGACAAAUUUUGUCUUGCAAAAUCAAUAUUUUCUAUAUUUUAAACAUUGUUCAACUGAGACACAUUUUACAAUAUGUAGAAUACCGACUGCCAUUUGUAAAUAUAGAGAUAGAAUGACCAAACAUUCGAGUACUUUGAUAGGAAUUAGCUGAGAUGACGUGUGAAUGGUAAAGUUUAGAUCAAAAACUUAUUAUAUUUUGGUUUAUAAAUUUAUUAAUUAGAUAAUUAUUUUUUCAUGUAGUUGUCAAUGACUUUACAGGGUGUUUGAGUGGGUAUUAAAUUUAAUGGGUUUUUGUAUCCUUUGAAUUUAGUUCAGUGCUAGCGAAUUUCUGGUUUAACCUGCCACUUGUGAUUUCUACAUAUCUAAAAGUUUUCUUUAAAUGAUUUGUUAAAAUUCACGUACUAACUUGUUAUGAGUUAACGCAGACUUCCAGCAUAUCAUUGAGUAAUAAGCAGUGAAUAUCAUUACUUCAGGCUUGAAUCAUUUUUUCUAGUGUAUUUGAAGACUGAAGAUGUAAAAUAUUUGUACCACACAUGGUAUAUAUGUGCUUUUACCUUAUAAUUUUUCCACUAUAAUCUUCUCAGUGUGCAUCUAGAGGGUGUGUCUGUUUUAAGGCAACAAAAUUCAUAGACAAAGCGUUUUAGGAUUUGAUAUUAAAUUUAUAUAACUUCCACGUUUAUUUACGAUUUUAAUAUGAGCUUCCUCUAGAUUUUAUCUCACUGUUAUAAUACCAUUGACUGUUUUUAUAAUGGAGAUUUUAAAUGCCAAGAGUCUUGUGUGGUGGUUAUUUUCAUUGUUUUUGCUCAUAUUUAUUGUUUUGUAUUUAAGUUUUAUGUAAUUGAUUUUAAUAUGUAUUCUAAAAAUUGUAUAAAGUAAAUGUUUGUAUAAUUUGCCUUAAACACAUAUCGUACAAUGAAAUUGUUUGAUAUUUUAUUUAAUAUAUCAGAAAUGUUUAUAGAAUUUUUUGUAAAUUAAAAAAAAAGAUUUAUAGGCUAGGUGGUGGUGCAAUCCGUAGCUUAUUCUAAAUUAAUUAUAAUAAAGUUAAUAUUUAAUAAAA